AUGGCGACGAAAGACUCGUUACCCAAGCCAAUCACAGCGGCGGACGACGUGAAGGAGGCGCCGCACACGGUGAUGAUCCUGAAGCGGCCGUACGAGAACGUGCAGGACCAGUACAGCAUGGGCAAGGAGCUGGGGCGCGGGCAGUACGGCGUGAUCCGCGAGUGCAAGGACAAGAUGACGGGCGUGCCGUUCGCGUGCAAGUCCAUCAGCAAGACGAAGCUCAGCGGCACGCGCGAGGUGGAGGACGUGCAGAGGGAGAUUAAAGUCAUGGAGGUGCUGCGCGGACACUCCGCCGUGAUCGAGCUCCACGCGACGUACGAAGACCAAAAGCGCGUGCACCUGAUAAUGGAGCUGUGCGAGGGCGGGGAGCUGUUCGAGCGCAUCAGCCAGCGGCACCACUACCCGGAGGACGAGGCGGCGCUGCUCACGCGCACGCUCAUCUCCGUGGUGCAGCACUGCCAGGCGCACGGCCUCAUGCACCGCGACCUCAAACCCGAAAACAUCCUGCUCGUCAACCGCAAGUCGCACACGCAGGUCAAGGUCGUGGACUAUGGGCUCGCCGCGUUCGUCAAGCCGGGCGGCAAGCUAACAACAAUGGCGGGUAGCGCGUACUACAUAGCCCCCGAGGUGCUGAACAACAACUACGGCAUGGAGGCGGACAUGUGGAGCGUGGGCGUCAUCCUCUACAUCCUGCUGUGCGGGCUGCCGCCCUUCUGGGCGGAGAAGGAGGAGGGCAUUUUCGAGGCGAUCAAGACGGGCAAGGUGGACGUGUUCAGCGGCGGGUGGGAGAGCGUGUCCAUGGACGCCAAGGACCUUGUUCUCAGGAUGCUCACCAGGGACCCCCAGAAACGGAUUACCCCUGAGAAGGCGCUUGCGCACCGGUGGAUAAAGCAGCACUGCAGCAACGCGGCGGACCAUCUCCCCGGGCUGCCCGCGAAGCCUGUCACGGCGGACUCGCGCGCGCACCGCAAGGUGGACUCUCCGCGCAUCCCCCUGCCAGACGGGGACCGCAGGGGCAGCAGCAGCAGCAGCAGCAGCAGCCGCAACAUUGCCAGCAGCAGCGCCAGCCGCAGCGGGGGCGCGGGGGGGUACAGGUACGGGAAGGACGGGGAUUUGGCGACGGUGCUAGCUAGCGCGGAUCUGGCGGCUGUGGCGGACGCUGUAGCGGCGAUCCGCGCGAGUGGCGCGGGGGAGGAGCGGAAGGAGGAGCUAGCUGCGCUGCUGAAGCUGCAGGCGAAGCUGAAGGCGAAGGAGGGCGCGGGGGGGGACGGGGGGGCGGCUGGCGGGAGCAGCAGCAGGAGACCGGAGUCUGCCUCUGCUGCGUCUUCCAGGCGAAGUGCGAGGGAUGUGGAAAGAGCUUUAGCGGGUGCGUUGGCUGCUAAGGGCGGCGGGGGGAGCAGUGACAGGGCGAGGCGAAGCAGUUCUAACAUGAGCCGCACUAAGACUGCUGAUACUGGCGCGCUGUUGGCUGCUCUUGCGGAUCUGCAAGACGGCGGGGGCGGAGGGGGAGGCGGAGGGGAGAGGGGCGGGGGGAGGCACAGGAGGACUGGGUCCCGCGGGACGGAUGCUGGGGAGGAUGAGGAGGAGCGGAAGCGGCACAGGGACCGGGAUCGUGACGGGGGGAAGGGAGGGAAGAAGCAGGAUGACAGCGUGAAGGAGAUGUUUGCAGCGGCUAAGGACGCGCUCAGGGGCAAGGAGAAGGACGGAGGGGCUGGGAAGGAGGAUAAGGAACGGCUGGCAAAGCUUCUGGCGAAGAUGGAGGAGGUGAAGGCGUGGGAGAAGGAUCGCACGGGCGCACGGCCGUCGUCGUCUGCUUCUCGGAGCAGCAGGCGGGGGGAUGACGGGGAUGAGAAGGGCGGGAGAGACAGAGAUGGGGCUGCGUCGAGCCGGUUCCCGAGGGAUUCGAGCACGUCUAGUAGGAGCAGCAACGCUGAUAGGCUGUCGCGGUAUAGGUCGGAUGCGGCGAGUAUGCUGGGUGCUCUAGAGGAGGAGACGGGCAAGGAUGACGCUUCGAGUCAGAGUGGCAGGGGGAGAGACCGAGACAGGUCGAGGGAUCGAGACAGGGAUCGGGGGAAGGACAAGGUGCCGACAACGCCAGGGUCUUUACGAAGAGACAAGGCGGACAGUAGCAGUAAGAGCAAGAAGAGCAGCGGCGGCGGGGGGAUUAUACGGCACAAGUCGGCGGAUAUUUCUAAAAUGCUGAAUGUAGGGGGGGAUGAUGGUGAUGGGGGUGGGCGGAAGAGCAGGGGCGGGAGGGAUACGGACAGCCUUGCGGGGGGGAUUGGGAAGUCGGGAGGAGGAGGGGGGAGAAGCAGUGGACGUAAGAUGGAGAGAUCUGCAAGCAAUCAGUCCCAGCUGCUGCUAGGCCAGCAGUCGGCAGAAGGAAGAGGCUCGGACGGCGGCAGGUCCGGCGGCGCUGCUCGACGAGGCUUGGACCGAUCCAGAUCCCCGGACGGGAAGGGGAGGUCCGAUGAAGACUCAGUUUCCUCCCCCUCGCGUCCCCCCACGGGGUCUCGCCUUCGGGGAACCGGCAGCAGCAGUAGGAGGCACAUGGAGAGCCCGUCAGGCUCGGGUGGGUCUGGCCGGGAACGAAGCGGCGGCGCAGGCUCGGGACGGUCGUUGCAGGUGCUGGAGGAGUCAGAUGCGGAGGGAGGGGGGUGGACUACUGGGAAGAACGCGGGGGAGUCACCGGGAUCGGGAAAGGAGAAGAAGGGCGGAGGGGACGAGGCGAAGGCCAGUGGUAGGGGGGGUAUUCCCAAGUCUCCAAGGCAGGGGGGUGGUGCCGGUGUUCCGCUGCGCUCCCCCAAGCGCGGCGGGCGAGAUGGGGAGGACGCGGAUGACAGUGCGUUGUCUAGGAACAAGUCGGUGAGUGCCUCGUGGCUUGAAGCAGAAGAGGUGAAGCGGGGAGAGGGUGGCGGGCAUGAGCGGGGCGAGAGGGACGGCCGGAGGGAGCGAGGCGGGAGGCGGGGGGGAGAGGACGGCGGGGAGUUUGGAGGGUUUGGUGGAGGGGGGAGGGAGAGGGGCGGUGGAUGGGAUGAUGACGAUCGGAGCGACAGAAGCAGGGAGAGGAACAGGGACCGGGACCGGGAUCGGUACAGGGAGCGCGACCGUGACAAGGACUGGUUGCGGGAGAAGGACGGGAGGAGGGAGAGCGGUGGUGGCAGUGGUGUGAGCAGCAGCAGCAGCCGGCGUGGGUCAGAGGCUGGGGGCAGUUCAGCCCUGCGGGGCCGUAGGCAGAAGUCCCAAGACCUGUCGCUGCUGGUGCCGCAGGCGAGGGAGGGAGAGGGCGACUACCCUGUCCGCAUCUGCUUCCGCCACUGCUCCGCCAACCCCUGCAGCCACCGUCCCACUACCACCACUAAUCAUCCUCAGCUGCUCCGCUCGCUUCCGCUUCUGGGCCUUCUGCCAUACUUCCACCUUCCACCACCGCCUCUUCCGCUCGCCGCUUCGCACUCCCACCACGAUCUCGCCUCCUCCUGUCGUUCCCAGGCCAGGGCGUUCCAUAGAUUUUGCGGCGCGCACCGUUCAUUCUCACCGGUCCACAAUCUUUCGUCCUUCCGCACUGUCACCAUGUUCCGAUCCGCCAAGCGCGUUCUCCUCCCCGCCGCGCGCGCGGCCGCCGGCGUUGCGCGGAUCCACGGAUCCGCCGCUGCGUCCGCCGAGUCCGCGAGCCUAGCGGAGGCUUACAAGCGCGUAGCGCCGCAGCUGGACGUGCCGUCCACGCCGCUUACUUACCUCAAGGAGCGUCCCGCCGUGUCGGCCGCGAUCCCGGAAAAGCUCACGCUUAACCUCUCGCUACCUCACGCUAUGCCGUACAGCGCGAAAGAGGUGGACAGCGUGAUCAUCCCUGCCACGUCAGGCCAGAUGGGCGUCCUUCCAGGCCACGUGGCGUCCAUUGCGGAGCUCAAGCCAGGCCUGCUGACAGUCAUCGAAGGAACAACCGAGACAAAGCUCUUUGUCAGCAGCGGUUUCGCGUUCGUGCACCCCAACAGCGUGCUCGACGUGGCAGCCGUUGAUGCGGUGCCGCUGGACCAGAUCGACGGCGAGGAGGUGAAGAAGGGCCUGGCUGCGGCACACGCCAAGGUGGCGAGUGCGAGCACUGAUUUGGAGAAGGCAGAGGCUCAGAUUAGCGUGGAUGUUCACACCAUCCCCGCGUUGCUGGCGGAGCUGAUGCGCACGCCGCAGGGCCCGCUGGACGCGCUGACGUGGCGCAGCAAGGGCGUGCAGGACGCGCCCCCGCCCUCCAUGGCCUCGCGAGCGCUCACUCUCUUCGGACAGACUGCCUCGUUUGAGGACACAAGAGGCAAGAUUCUCCGCGUCAGUAUGGGGCAAGGCGUGGUGGUGAAUCUCAUGGCAACCAAGGCGGGGUCGCGGCGCAGUGGCGACAUGCACAACUGCUCCCAGCACGACAUUAUCCUCUCCGGCCGCACCAACCUCCACCUCACGGACCUAGUGAGUGGAGGGGAGGAGGUGAGGGAGUACGAUGGGAUCCUCAACGUCAUCACCAUACCCCCACGGGUGCCACACAUGUUCCACUUCUUGGAGGAUAAUCUCAUGAUCGAGUGGUGGGACUGUGACUUCCAAGCAUGGUACUACCGUCCAUACAGAGACAUCGUAGAGGCUUAG
This is a messenger RNA of Closterium sp. NIES-65, 4626 nucleotides long. NCBI's taxonomy places the organism in Eukaryota, Viridiplantae, Streptophyta, Zygnematophyceae, Desmidiales, Closteriaceae. The record is from the annotation of a GenBank genome assembly.